CGCCCAGUCUCGACAAAGAAUUCACGGCGGACAGCCGCUCCGCGCUUGUUGGUUUGGAUGUAGCGGCCGCCCGUCCGCAUUUUCAGCUUCCCCGACGUCAAAUCAUUGGCCAAUUAUCAUGAUGCAUUACGAAAGGAGCAAGAGUCAAGUGUUCCAAGUGCCGAGUGCGCUAGCGGUCGCCAAUACUGCACCCGAUGCUAAUCGUUUCGGAGAAUGCAUUUGCAUUCUCAUGCGGUGGAAGGGAAGCAUUUACAAACUGGUAUGGCGCAAUUUGUUGGUGUACUACACUCUUUACUACAUGCUCACCAUUUUACACAAAUUCAUACUCGACGAAGACGGACAAAAAACUUUUACAGCGUUGGCGAAAUAUUGCUCCCGCAAUGAGAACUCGUUUAAUUUUAUGAUUAUGCUAGGCUUCUUCACUUCAACGGCUAUGCAGCGACUCUUCGCCAUGCAAACAAUGAUGCCUGGCACGGCUAAAGUCAUCGGUUGUUUUACCUUAGCAAUCAAACCAAAUAUGCCAGAAGGACCAUUUAUAGUUGAACAAUUUGCUCGCUGGACGGUCAUUUCUUGGAUCCUCACUUUCAGACUUGUUAGUAAACCACUCCGAGACAUAUAUCCAGACAUGUUUUCACUCCAGACGGCAGGAAUUCUCCGGGACAAGGAACGAUUAAUUUUGGAGAGAGCUGACGCCGAUGACAGUAAUUCGACACCACGUCCUUUAGUGGCCAUCGAUUGGAUGUUGCUUUUACUCAAGGAAACGUCGAAUCAGAAUCGUUUCGUCGAAAAAUCCAGCCAUCUCAAACUCGUUGAAGCUGUUUUGGCUUUCAAGAAAAGUUGCGGAAACACCAUCAAAUUUGGAACGCAAAAUAUUCCGCACGCUCUCAUUCAGGCAGCCAUAAUAAUCGUCUACGCUUUUGGACUGCUUACGCUCAUGGCCCGUAAUCUGGACGAGGACAACGAAGAAGAGAAUAAACUAGCAAAUAACAUUGUUUCAUAUUUCCCUAUAUUGCCCAGCAUGCAGUUUUUCAUUUUCCUGGCCUGGCUAAAAUUUGGACGAGCUGCCGUGAAUCCAUUCGGAACUGACGAGACUGACAUCGAUAUCAAACAUCUGCUCAAGACACACAUUCAGGAUUCGCUUCGGUUGACGAAACUCUACACUCAAAAUUUGGAAGACUUUUUCGGCAUGAUGCCGCAACAGCAAUAUAACGAGUCAGUAACCAUCCACAGCAAUGUUGUUCAUGUUUGAGACCUACAAAAGAAACAUAUGUGUACAUGGUGUGCUGUAGAGCUUUGGGCGGCUUAUACAAAUAUGUUGUAGCCACCCGUCUUCGCCCUGUAUAAAUGCCUGUUAUAGAAUGAAGGAAU
Molecule: messenger RNA, 1368 nt
Organism: Daphnia pulicaria
Lineage: Eukaryota; Metazoa; Arthropoda; Branchiopoda; Diplostraca; Daphniidae
Product: bestrophin-4-like
Exons: 13
Coding region: 119-1249 (376 amino acids)
Molecular function (GO): chloride channel activity
Source: RefSeq, a predicted model, not a curated record